CGUUCCCAUAUCGAUUACUUGACAAAUUCGCGACUUCCGCGCUUCCAGUCAGCGUUUCGUCGUAUUGUUGAACGCCUGUCCAAAGAUUGGCACUUCCGAUACCCACCUGGUUUUUGACUGACUCAGACCGCGUGACGCUGAUUUGUUUGCCUCUUUUCAUUCCGCCGAAUCGCAGGGCGUCAACACUGUGAAGUGAUAAAAAAACGCCAACGCCGAAUUAACCACUGGUGAAAACGCAUUAAAUCCGCGGGGAAAUGUCUAAGGAUAAAUAGCGCGAAACAAUGAAGCGUAAACUUGAAAAUGUACUUGUGUAGGCGGGAAUGACAAAAUUGCUUCAGCAAAAUGUCGAUGCAGGCAAAGUUGUUUUCGCGAAUAUUUAACAAGCUUGGGUUUAGCCUGGUAAUCGUUGUUACUUAAACCCGGUUAUCGGCGAAAAAUUGCACCGUGUUACGAAACAGUACCAGAGCAAUUGCGCAUCACGGGAAAUGACUCAUCGGACGAGUCGAAACAUGUCCAGGGGGCUUCGACGCGCUGACGCAUGCCCAGAAAUAGACCGAUAACUCAGGGGAAUUUUCAAACGAUUCGCGGAACCAACGAUGAGUUUAGCCAAUGAGGAGCGAGGCAUAAACCACACUCUGAAACCGUGAUUAGAUAUGCCGGGAGUAUAAAAGCCGAGUGCUUCUCGGUGAUGAGCAGUGCUACGUGAACCGUCAUUCAGUCAACUAACGAAGGCUUUGCUCAGUACUUUUUGGCAUUCUUCAAGUGAUAUCACACGCUUCCCUCUCGCACGUGAACCACUGCAGAGUGAUUAUCGAGACAUCACACUCGUUCCACGUCCCGUUCGACAUCGUCGAGAUGGUGAUGGUCGUUGCACCGCGCAUUGAGCAGCCUGCGCCGGAGGGCGUACCAGCUGAGAACUGGGCAAAGAAGUUGUACGACCAAGCAGAUGAAGCCCAACAGCGAGAAGGCAAUCAAUCCGACUCUUUCUCUGGCUUUAACGUGACCUGUGACCGGUCUUUUCACGCCUCGAGACUUCCGGACGGGAACAUUCCAAGUCUGGAAACUUCACCACACCCCCCAGAUCCCGUAGAGUCUGCAGAAAAUUGCGACGAACCUCUUCGUCAGGAACAACACGGGCCACACUCGGCAUGGCGGCAGGAAGCUGCAGAUGACGAUGACGCUAGCUCGUCCUCGUGCUCGUCGUCGUCGUCGUUCUGUUAUGAUGAGGAGUACGCCGAGUGCAGAGAACUUCCUAGAGCACCGAGUGGCCAUCCACCUCCGGAACAUUUCCCUCCACCGGGACAUCCACCUCCUCCACCUCAUCACGGACAUCCACCACCUCCGCCGCCGGUUCAUCACGGAUUCCAUGGAGCUCCUCCCCCUCCUCAUCACUACGGUCACUAUGGACCAUCUCUAUCGUCUCAUUACGGACACUUUGGACCACCCGGUCCGCCACCUCCACCUCCCGGUCACCACGGAUUCUAUGGGCCGCCAGCUCCGCCUCCCCCACCGCAUCACUACCAUCGUCAUGAACCACCUCCAUCACCUCAUCACAGACAUUUUGGACCACCGGGUCAUCCGCCACCUCCACCUUCGGGUCACCAUGGAUUCCACGGACCCCCACCCCCACCUCCACCUCCUCCACCGCAUUUCUACCAUCAUCAUGGACCACAUCAUCAUCCUCCACCUCCACCACCUCCUUUUCCACACUAUGGGUACCAUGGUUCAGGCCAUCCUCCACCCCCACCUCCUCCUGGUCACCGUGAUCAUCAUGGACCAGCUCAUCCUCCUCCUCCUCCUCCUCCUCCCGGACAUCAUGAUCACCAUGGUCAUCAUGGGAAAGGCCAUCAUCCAUUCCCACCUCCACCUAGUCAUCAUGAUCACCAUGGACCAGCUCAUCCUCCACCUCCUCCCGGUCAUCAUGAUCACCAUGGCCAUCAUGAGAAAGGCCAUUCCCCACCCCCACCCCCACCCCCACCUCCAGCUAGUCAACAUGAUCACCAUGGAUCAGCUGAUCCUCCACCUUCUCCCGGUCAUCAUGAUCACCACGAUCACCAUGGGAAAGGCCAUCCUCCUCUUCCACCUUCCCCUUCUCGGCAUCAUGAUCGUCAUAUUCACAAUGGGCCAGCUCAUCCUCCUCCUCCGCCUUCUUCCCCUCAUCGCCGUGAUCACCAUGGAGUACGGCAUCAUCCACCACCACCAGCUCGUCGUCAUCGCCGUCACAGUCAUCAUGGCCAUCAUGAAAACAGUGGCCAUCAAGGUCACCAUGGCCAUCACGGACCACCAAGGCCAAGACAUCGUCUUUCCCCAGGGCAGCAUCCGCCAUACGGUCGUCACGAGGAUUCGAACGAACCACCACGCGAUCGCAAAGGCGAUAAGAACGGAGGUCAUCACGGGCAUCGCCGUAACCACGGUCAUCAGAAGAAUACCGAAGACUUCGGGGAAUCAAGAUACCGUACGGAAUAGGAAUCGUUCGGUUGUACCAAAGGCUAAGGGCCUUUCCAGCAAUGGCUGGAUAUAUUGUUACGUGAUCGGAACUGCGAGCUAUUGCAUAUACUACUCUUAUAUUCAUAGAUAUACUCGGUUAAUCUGAUGCUCAAGGAAGGAGGCAUGUUUCCGUUUGGAGAAUACAGCUGCUGUUAUUAAUAUCGCGUCGAAGGAUACCUCGGUGAAUGAUCACGUUGAAGUUAGCAACGUUACCGUAACGAUUCAUACCGAAAAAAAAUUGUUAUUUCGGAUAUUUUGGAACUGUUUGAAAUUCAGUAAACCGUGACAAAACAAAACAUACUCAUAUUUUGCAAUAUUAGUUCGUUAAAAAUUAUUGUAACAAAUAAAAAAAUAACGUUAUUAACUUCAACCUCUCGGUGAAUGCAACUUCAGCAUUAAUGCAUUAUUUACAUAUUCAACUUGGCAUACGAUGUAUACUCAAUGUUUAUUAAUCCUGCUACUCGUACAUCGAGCAGAGAUAGCAUAUUAUAUUACACAUACGUACAUAUAUAAUAUACGUAUAUUUCUAACUAUUAUUACUAUAUGGGAUAUGGAUCAAUAAAGGUUAAAUAAAAUCAAACAAA
This is a messenger RNA of Neodiprion virginianus, 3071 nucleotides long. RefSeq names its product formin-like protein 20. Bases 856 to 2466 code for a protein of 536 amino acids. The record is from RefSeq and is a predicted model, not a curated record. Lineage: Eukaryota; Metazoa; Arthropoda; Insecta; Hymenoptera; Diprionidae. The transcript is spliced from 3 exons.